AGCCCCCAGCAAUUGAAACUUGCGUCUAUAACCAAUUCCAGUGGGCACUCUUAGGCCCCUCACCGACUUUUCUUCUUACAGAUAGUCAACCCAUAGGCUUAUCUUCCGCUGCUCAAUCUUUCCUAGAUAAGUUUCGUGACAAAAUAGGGGUGGCAAAGGUGUUGGUUCCAUGGGAACCUCGUGAACAGACACAGUAUCAGGACGAAGCGACAUUAGCAUUCCUAGAAUCUCUCCAACUACGUCAGUGCGACCGAGGAGGAAGCAAUCGUGUCAUCCUCCACGACUUGGGGGGAUUCCAGAACGACGCACUUCUACGAGAACGUGUUUCAAGCAUUUUCAAUGCGACAAACAAGUCAGUCCUGAACGCCAUCCGAGUUUGGAAAUAUCAUUAUUAUUAAUCAGGUUUCUGGUCAAUGCCUCUGCAACUGGCAAAACACGUCUAUGCUACGAAGGACUCUGCAGCAAUUGGGGGUUUUAUUUCACGUUCUCUCUCUUCGCUAAACAGCUCGGAUCCACGGAGUUGUUUUUUCUGCUGAUGGCGUGCAGUAGCGAAUUCAUCUCCGGCGCCUUCGAGUCUAAAGAGCCGCGUAAAAGAGUUGAACGGGCCUCGACUUACUUCAAUGCAAUUUUCUUAGCUCGCCUUCUUUUAUUCUUGCUAUUCCUUGAAGCUCAGGGUGGCGCAUUGUCUGAACAAGCCAAAAAGCACUGGUUAACAUUGCAACUUGAACCGCAACGAAUUGAAGGCGACCCCUUUGGUGACGCCGAUCCGUUUGAAGAUCUCUCAAGAAUACUGCUGAAGCAUGAUUCGGGUAGUCUUCCGCGCGAAAUAGAAAACACUCUCGCCAAAAUCCAAGUCAUCAUUGGCCACGAACCUCUCUUCCUUGUCCUUGACGAAGCAAGCGAUGCAAUCGAUCUGUUCUCAGGCUGUAAUCUGGGUGAUACUUCAGCGCUGCAGAUAGCGCUCCAAACUUGGAUGGCCGUGACAAACAAUACCUGUCCGAUAAUUUGCGCUGGAAUCGCUAUCCCACCCGAAAAAUUCGUUCAUGGCGCAGGCAGUGAUUUCCAAUGGACUUCCGACACCGGCGCCUUUGAUGAUCCUAUUCGUCAAGGGGAAUAUGUGGCCCGGUUUUUGCCCCCGACUUUGCGUAACUCGCCGGAAGGCCGCUUUCUGAUAGCUAGAGCAUGGCGGUGGUUACGCGGACGACACCGAGUAACCGCCACCUUCGUCGAGACUCUGAUUGAGCACUUUCUUGAUGAACCUCACCGCCACCUCGACCGCUUCAUUCAUCGAUUACUUGGUUUCCAACCGGUGGAUGCUCUCACAUAUACGCGGGCCGAGCCUAUCAAAGAGAAAGUCCAGUUGAACUUCGAUCCACUACCAUUCACACUGCUCCCCGCAGAAUACCACCAGCAUUUCCUCCAAGUCCUGUACCGUUACAUGGCGACACAUGCUGCAUCGCCACCCUUGGGAUCGGAGCACGUGUCUCUGAUAUACCGUGGUUUUGCUCGUUUCUCAGACAAACACCUGUCAAGAAUAGCUCUGGAUGAGCCCCACAUUCUCCUCAUGGUCGCAAGAAAUCUGUUUCCUUACCCUACAGUCCCCAUUUAUGGAGUACCCCAUCGCAAUCCCGCAACGUUUAUUAAGUGUCUCCACAUGAAUACGCCCCAAACAUCAGAGGCACUCUCUCAGUGUCUUGUCUUCUAUAUUACCCAAGGUCUUGCACAGGGCCGGCCGUUGAGGCACAUCUUCACCUUUCCUCGCCAUGUUCUUCAAUGGGCUCGGCAAACCGCUGAGCUGGUUCGCUUUCAUCGUCUUGAAUCGGGGGAAGUCUCGUGGUCACCAGUGACCGCCAAUGAGUUUGAGCAGUUCAGACCUCUUGCAUAUCGAGCCACGUCGACGGAAGAAACUCUUUCGUGGAUGGAGCAUAGGGUAGGAACCGCGUUUUGUUUGACAUGUUUGCCCAAUGUGGACCUUAUGUUUGUUGUACGACUGGUGGACGGCACGUUCAUCUUAGUCGCACUCAAGGCAAUAGUGACAGAAGAACCUUUCGACUUUUCUCGACUACAAGCAAUCUUUUCUGCGAUGCAGGUCGAUAAUUUAUCGAUGAACUUGAACGAUGCCAUGCAAUUACGACUGAAAUUUGCCCUUGACUCGCUGCCGAAUCCUACCGGCUUCCAAUGCAAUUUCCUGCCGGCAGUUUCUUCAUUUCCUGAUGGUGCUCACUUUCGAGUUGAUGACGAUAUGGCACAAAAUAUCAAUGGCACGGUACUUGAUAUUGCGGCUCUGCGGCUCAGAUCCGGUCAAAUUAUGCAGAUGGAUUUCUUCGACGCGAUAGUUUCGGGUGUUCUCGCUGGUCAUCCUCGCAAGUCUGAUAGGGAGUUGGAUGAUUCAACCCUGCAUACAAGUCACAUGCGCCAACCUCACCCUCAGACGUGGCCAGAAGCUUGUUGGGACGGGCCUAUUGAAAUUGAAGAACAAUUCGAGAGAAACGAUUCAAACAUCAAUUUGGAACGACGUUUGGUGAACAAAGGUGUAAACCGCAGCCAGGGCACACGGGACUCCAGCCUCUGGACAGGACGCAAAGUUAGCAGGCAAAGAAAUAAGCCUGUUUCUCGUGCGACAAAGGGGGACGACGAACCGUCCAGGAGGUAG
Messenger RNA from Mycena indigotica, 2653 nucleotides. RefSeq lists its product as uncharacterized. NCBI's taxonomy places the organism in Eukaryota, Fungi, Basidiomycota, Agaricomycetes, Agaricales, Mycenaceae. Bases 536 to 2653 code for a protein of 705 amino acids. The transcript is spliced from 4 exons. The record is from RefSeq and is a predicted model, not a curated record.